AUGACUGAGACAAAUUGUAGAAAACAAGGGUUCAAAAAAUGUCGGAGUGCUACUUUCAACAUUGAUGGAUUUAGUUUCACCAUACUUGCUAAUGAAAAGCCUGAUCGGAAUCCACGACCAGUUGAAAGAUUUGCACGUUCAAAAUCCCAGACCUCUUUGCGGCACAGUGGUGCAAGAUUUGAAGGGAAGGAUGAAAAACAAAAAGAAAAAAUAGGGAAUGCCAUUGAUUCACAGAAUCCAGAAGAAAUCCUAGCGGAGGAGUUUCUCUCCGUUGAUAACCCAGACGCUUUGGAAAAAGCAGCGAUCAGAUUGCGAUCUUUGGUCAAACAGCUGGAACGAGGUGAAGCUUCAGUCUCAGAUCUGAAGAAGAAUUUAGACUACGCAGCUACAGUGCUCGAGACUGUCUACAUUGAUGAGACACGGCACCUGCUAGAUACAGAGGAUGAACUCAGCAAUAUCCAGUCUGAAUCUGUUCCAUCGGAAGUCCGUGACUGGCUGGCUUCUACAUUUACGAAACAAAUGGGGCUGAUGCUGAAGCGAACAGAGGAAAAGCCAAGGUUCCGCAGUAUUGUACAUGCAGUACAGGCUGGGAUAUUUGUAGAAAGAAUGUACAGGCGAACAUCAAAUAUGGUUGGACUAAGUUAUCCUCCUUCAGUCAUCGAUGUAUUAAAGAAUGUAGAUAAAUGGACCUUCAAUGUUUUUGCACUGAAUGAAGCCAGUGGAGAACAUGCACUCAAAUUCAUUGUUUAUGAUCUAUUCACCAGAUAUGACCUCAUCAGUCGUUUCAAGAUCCCCAUUUCCUCCCUUGUGUCAUUCAUUGAUGCUUUAGAAGUUGGAUACAUGAAGCAUAAAAACCCCUAUCAUAAUCUACUACAUGCAGCAGAUGUUACACAGACAGUCCAUUACUUUAUCCUGAGAACUGGUAUUGUGCACUGGAUGACAGAACUGGAAAUCUUCGCCAUGCUAUUUGCAGCUGCUAUUCAUGACUAUGAGCAUACAGGAAUGACAAAUAAUUUCCACAUCCAGACCAGGUCUGAUACAGCUAUUUUGUACAAUGACCGAGCAGUACAGGAGAGUCAUCAUGUCAGUGCAACUUAUCGCCUGCUUCAGGAUGAUGAGGAAAUGAACAUCCUGUUCAACCUUUCCAAGGAUGAUUGGAGGGAACUGCGAGCCUUGGUAAUUGAGAUGGUGUUGGCGACUGACAUGUCUUGCCACUUUCAACAAGUCAAAGCUAUGAAGAAUGCAUUGCAGCAACCUGAAGGGAUUGAUAAACCAAAAGCCUUUUCCAUGUUGCUGCACACAGCUGAUAUCAGCCAUCCAACGAAAGCCUGGGAGAUGCAUCAUCGCUGGACCAUGGCAUUGUUGGAGGAAUUCUUCAGACAGGGUGACAAAGAGGCUGAACUGGGGCUUCCUUUCUCUCCACUCUGUGAUCGUAACUCAACAAUGGUAGCUCAGUCCCAAAUAGGUUUUAUUGAUUUUAUUGUGGAACCAACAUUUUCCGUUUUGACUGACAUGACUGAAAAGAUUGUAACUCCCCUUAUUGAUGAAGCAUCCCACUCCAGUGCCAGUGGAUUUCGGCGAGCCAGUGUGCACAGUAUUUCAUCUACUGAAGUGAAACGGACAAAUUUGAAAAAUAUACUGUCUGAAGGAAAUUCUUCUAUAAAUUCUUCCCUGCUCGCUGUGGAUAUGAAGAGCUUUAAAAAUAUCUGGAGUGAAAUAUUGCAACAAAACCGUGAAAAAUGGAAGGCAUUGCAUGCAAAAGAUACUGAAGAAAAAGCCAGAAAAGAAACUGAAGAAAAAGAAAGAGCAGAGGACCAGGCAGCACUCGAGAAGAAAGAGCGUCGCUUUCUCAGAGAACAAAUGGCGUCACAGGAAAAAGACAAUGAAGAAAACAAAAAAGAUCACAGAACGACUUUCAUCUCGACUGCUAAGAAGGAUAAAGUAUGGCUGAGAGAGAAAAGACAAGGGCAGGAUGAGGACGAUGUGGAUAUUUUUAAUGCAGAGAAAUUAGCUGAGUUAAAACGGAAGAUUGAAAAAAAUACAGCAGUUGUAUCAAAAACAUAUACAGAAGAAGAAUCUGAGUGUAACCCAGAAUGA
Molecule: messenger RNA, 2097 nt
Organism: Hemiscyllium ocellatum (epaulette shark)
Lineage: Eukaryota; Metazoa; Chordata; Chondrichthyes; Orectolobiformes; Hemiscylliidae
Product: dual specificity calcium/calmodulin-dependent 3',5'-cyclic nucleotide phosphodiesterase 1A-like
Exons: 17
Coding region: 1-2097 (698 amino acids)
Biological process (GO): signal transduction
Molecular function (GO): 3',5'-cyclic-nucleotide phosphodiesterase activity
Source: RefSeq, a predicted model, not a curated record